This is a messenger RNA of Dentiscutata heterogama, 737 nucleotides long. The record is from the annotation of a GenBank genome assembly. Lineage: Eukaryota; Fungi; Glomeromycota; Glomeromycetes; Diversisporales; Gigasporaceae.
UUUUUGCAUUUGGCUUGAGUUUUGGAUUUUUACUUUCGCUUCAAGCCCAUGCUCUCAUAUACGCGGGAUGUCCCAUAUGGCUUGCCUGGAUAGUUUCUUUCAUCUUUUGUUUACUUGAGGCCGUCUUAUUUACUCUUAUCUUUUAUCUUAUUGUCACUCCAAUAUGGCAAGAUGCUUUGUUUGAUGAUGUUUUAAGGUUAAAAGGUCUUGGUUAUAUAUUAGAAAGAGAAAGAAACAUAUCAGAAUCUACUCUUUGUUGUCGAGGUUUAUGUUCUGGUCUUACAAUAACUUGUUUUCAAAUAUAUGCUCUGAUAAUUUUACAAAUAUUGACACUUCUUUUAACAAUGCCACUACAUGCAUUACCAAUAAUCGGAACAAUUCUGUACUGUUAUAUUAAUGGUUGGAUAAUGACAUGGGGUCAUCAAUUACACUAUCAUUUAGAAAUAAAGGAGUUCAACGUAAAACAGUCAAUUCGCUUCGCUUUAAGAAAGCAUGAUGAUUACGUUAUGUUUGGAAUGGUCGCUGUUGCUUUAGAGUUGAUCCCUAUUGCUAAUUUUAUUCUUUUCUGGACAAACGUUGUUGGUGCGGCUCUAUGGACGGCUGAUGUUAUCAUUGAAGAGCAAAGAGGUGCUUCAAGAAGAUUGGUUAAUCCUCAUGGCUUAAUUGUGAAUGUAGGUGGUCCUAAUUAUGCUGCUCAGAGAAUGAAUAAUAAUGUUUAUGGUGCAACUUUUGUUUAG